Messenger RNA from Paecilomyces variotii, 1953 nucleotides. RefSeq names its product amino acid transporter. Gene Ontology annotation, biological process: amino acid transmembrane transport. Bases 152 to 1915 code for a protein of 587 amino acids. The transcript is spliced from 3 exons. Gene Ontology annotation, molecular function: amino acid transmembrane transporter activity. NCBI's taxonomy places the organism in Eukaryota, Fungi, Ascomycota, Eurotiomycetes, Eurotiales, Thermoascaceae. Gene Ontology annotation, cellular component: membrane. The record is from RefSeq and is a predicted model, not a curated record.
GCGUCCUGCCAUUGCUCUUUUCGUCUUUCACCGUGGACGGUGUUUUCCCUUCUCUUCGUUGGACACCGAUCCAGGAAGUGCCCUCUUGAACGGGCUUUUUUAGUAUUGAUUGGUACAAAAGAAACCAACAGAGACAGAAGAGGGCUGCAUCAUGGAGAAGGACAUUGGUUCCAAGGCGGAACCGACUACGACUGCCGACUACACCGCUCCUCCAGCAUACGGCGACGUCAAUGAUGCUCGGCCUGGUUUGGGCAGAAGGAUCAUUGAUAGCUUCAAGCGGGAUCCGAAUGCCCGUGUCGCGAAGUCAGGCACGCCAGGCGCAGAUGGAAACGCCUACGAUAUCGAGACGGCUGCGGCCAACACGGCCAGCUCGCCUCUGCAGCGUCGUCUGAAGGGCCGUCACCUCCAGAUGAUUGCCAUCGGUGGUUCGAUCGGCACUGGUCUUUUCGUCGGCUCGGGAUCCGUGUUGCAAACUGGAGGCCCUGCAUCGGUCCUCAUUGCUUAUGCUCUGAUUGGUGUGAUGCUGUACUGCACGGUGCAUGCUCUGGGAGAGAUGGCUGUCCUGUUUCCCGUUGCUGGUUCCUUCUCCGCUUAUUCGACUCGCUUUCUGGAUCCCGCCUGGGGUUUCGCCAUGGGUUGGAACUACGCCUUGCAGUGGCUGGUCGUCUUGCCUCUUGAGAUUGUCGCUGCGUCCAUGACCAUCGACUACUGGGGCUCCCCAGUCAACAACGCCGCUUGGGUUUCUAUCUUCUGGGUCCUGAUCGUCUCCAUCAACUUAUUCGGUGUCCGCGGGUACGGUGAAGCUGAAUUUGUCUUUUCCACCAUCAAAGUCAUUGCCGUGGUCGGUUUCAUUAUUCUAGGUAUUAUCCUCAACUGCGGCGGCGGCCCCAAGGGCGGUUAUAUUGGCGGCAAGUACUGGCAUGACCCUGGUGCUUUUCACAAUGGCUUCAAGGGGCUUUGCAGUGUAUUCACAAAUGCAGCCUUUGCCUUCGCCGGUACGGAGCUGGUCGGUCUCGCGGCUGCUGAAGCAGCCAAUCCCCGGAAGACAUUGCCUACGGCCGUCAAGCAAGUAUUCUGGCGUAUCACGCUCUUCUACAUUGUUUCUCUUUGUCUUGUUGGUCUUCUCGUCCCAUAUACCGACCCACGUCUCCUCGGGUCGUCCAAUGUGGAUGCUGCUGCAUCGCCCUUCGUCAUUGCCAUCAAGAAUGCUGGUAUAGGCGGCCUGGACUCCGUCAUGAACGUGGUGAUUAUGAUUGCUGUCCUCUCCGUGGGAAACUCAUCUGUCUACGGCUCCUCGCGUACCUUGGCCGCCCUGGCUGAGCAAGGUCAGGCGCCGCGCUUCCUCGCCUACAUUGAUCGCCAGGGUCGCCCUAUAUUUGGAAUCAUUCUUUCGGCCGCCAUCGGUCUUUUGUGCUUCCUGGCGGCAACUCCAAAGCAGGAGGAGGCGUUUACUUGGAUGAUGGCACUUUCGGGUCUUUCUUCCAUCCUCACGUGGGGCUCCAUCUGCCUGGCUCAUAUCCGUUUCCGUAAAGGCUGGAAGACGCAAGGGCACAGUCUCAACGAACUGGCUUUCCGCUCGCAGGCCGGUCUUAUCGGUUCCUGGAUCGGGUUCAUCUUCAACUUUCUUGUCCUCGUCGCCCAGUUCUGGACUGGUUUCGCACCGGUCGGCUACGGUGAUUAUACUGCUGGCGAGCUGGCAGAGAACUUCUUCGAGGUCGGUUAUCUGUGUGUCCCUAUUGUGAUCGCGUGUUAUGUCUACUACAAGAUUCGCUGGAAGACGCCAUUUAUUCGCGCCAAGGAUAUGGAUCUGAGUACUGGCCGUCGCGAACUGGAUAUCCAGGCUCUCCUGAUGGAGGAGCGCGCCGAGCAGGCUAACUGGCCGGCCUGGAAGAAGGUUUACAAGUUGUUCUGCUGAAGUUGUAUGGCUCGAGAUUCCCCUUACCAGCGUGAUUU